Messenger RNA from Labeo rohita (rohu), 1151 nucleotides. Its product is annotated as caspase-3-like. Gene Ontology annotation, molecular function: cysteine-type endopeptidase activity. The coding region runs from base 46 to 882 and encodes 278 amino acids. The transcript is spliced from 4 exons. Gene Ontology annotation, biological process: proteolysis. The record is from RefSeq and is a predicted model, not a curated record. Lineage: Eukaryota; Metazoa; Chordata; Actinopteri; Cypriniformes; Cyprinidae.
CAAUCUGAUCACACUGAAAUUCAGAGUUUGACUAAAGAGAAGAUCAUGUCUUUUUGUAAAUUGCCUUUCACAGCUGACAAGACUGUGAAGAACAGGGCGUUGAUAGUGUCUGUGGAGAACUUCUAUAAAGAUGCAGGUCUGAGGAAGAGGAACGGGGUGAAGAGAGACACUCGAAGACUUCACAAAAUCCUCAGCAAGCUCGGCUUCUCUGUGCAAAUCAGAAUGGACAUUGAAGCGGAUGAGAUCUAUAAAGCAUUUAAAGCAGAGAGCAAGAAGACGGUCAAAGACUGUUUUGUGGGCAUCAUAUCCAGUCAUGGUGAGGAGGGUGUUGUGUUUGGCGCUGACGGAUGUGCUGUGAAACUAGCCGAGAUCUACAGCUACUUUGGAGGCCCUUCAAUGGCAGACAAGAGCAAACUCUUCCUGAUUCAGGCUUGUCGUGGACAUGAGUUGGAUGGAGGUGUGGAGGUGGAGGCAGACUCUUCAUUCUCAGAGGAAGACGACGGCAUGUCUGAGCUGUUUUCCAUUCCUAAUGACACAGCAGUCAUGUACGCCACAUCUCCAGGUUACGGUGCAUUCAUGCAUCCUCUGGGCUCGGUGUUGAUUCAAACCCUUUGCGAUUUGCUAGAAAAUGAAGGAGGUCCAGAUCUGGAGAUCACAAGACUUCUGACUCGACUAAACUAUAAGGUGGCCUACAACUUUGAAUCGAGAGGGAAAGCUUUGGGUGGCAAAAAGCAGAUGCCGUGUUUUGUGACCCGCUUUACCAGAGAGGUUUACCCGUUCAUGGACAGAAAGAUGGCAGCAGCAGAAGAUUUGAGCUUGAGUUUUGCAGCAACGCAGCUUAUCGAUGAACCCAGAAGGACACGGACGAGCUCCAUCAGCUGAAGAUCACUGAACAGAGACUGACUGCAAAGAAUAUGUGAAAACUGAUUGAUGUUAGAUAUCAUAUCAUCUCAUUUGAUGAGAUAACAUAGCAACACGAAAAGUUGCAAUGGUAAUAGGAAGUGAGGUGUGAGGAAACAUAAGGAAUUUUCUUGCGUUUACUACUUCCUUUUAUUUAUUUUCCUAAAGUAAAACAGCAUAUUAAUAUUUUGUUUUAUUUGAAAAUUGAAAACAUUUAGUAUUAAAAAAUAUAUGAAAAAAUCUAAAUAAAG